Messenger RNA from Trypanosoma cruzi, 7572 nucleotides. RefSeq lists its product as uncharacterized. The transcript has a single exon. The record is from RefSeq and is a predicted model, not a curated record. Bases 1 to 7572 code for a protein of 2523 amino acids. NCBI's taxonomy places the organism in Eukaryota, Euglenozoa, Kinetoplastea, Trypanosomatida, Trypanosomatidae.
AUGAGCAAUGGACCACCCGACAGGGGUCGGAAUUCCCCAGUUGAUAAUGUCGAUAUUGACUGGGCGGCUCUUGCUGCACUCCCUUUUGACGAGUGGGAACGUACACCAAACAUUCCUGAUCUGAAUGAGUGGGUUCAGAGAGCUUCCAGAAUAAAAUGGAGUGUAGAAGAUGAACAUUUUUCUCAGCCACAAUAUACAACUGCCAUUGUGCGUUUGCUGCGUCUAAUUACAGUGCACUUUGUUCACAAGUUAGAACGUCUUCAUCAAGAGAAGGAAGAACUGGAGCGUUCUGCAUCUGCUGCACGGGAUGCUGAGGAAGCUAUUAGGGCUCGUGUAGAGCUACUACGGAGGGAAAAUAAUGACCUUUGUGUAUUACUGGAGCAGAAGGGGAUUACUCGAGACGAGGCAGGGGAAAUGUUACCUCUCUAUAUUUCGGAUUCUGGUGCAGAAAAAAGACGUGUUAAAGAGAAACUGGAGAAAUGUGCAAGGGAAUUGGAUCGUUUGAAGCAAGAAAACAAGGAACUUCGCCACAUAGUCCGGCGUUAUAAUGAAGAAAAACGCCAGAUGGCGAGUGAAGACAGAAAGUUUCGUCUUGAAUACGAGCAUCUUGCCUCAAAACACAAGCGGCUCAUGGAAAAGUUUAAGAAGACUGAUGAGAUGCUGCAGGAAUUUCGAAGUUCAGAAAAAGCUAGGGGGCGAGAUGAAGAAACUGAACUGCACCAACUGCGUCAGAAGUUGCGGACUCUUCAGCAGGAGAAUUACGAUCUAGUUCAGUCACGUGACCGUGCCGAGGAGCUUUGUGAAAAGAGGGAAGCAGAAGCGCUGCGGGACAUGAGUGAGUUGCAACAGCUUCACCAUGAUAUCGUGGAGGAGGAAAAGCAACGUUCUCAAGGUUUGGCGGAGGAGUUGCAGAAACUGCGACAUGAUAGUCAAUGUCGUAUAGAAAAGGCCGUUCAGGAACUACAGCAAUCGGUAAAAGAUUUGGAGGAGGAAAAUUCUACACUGCGAAAACGGUUGGAACGACGUUUUGGGGUUGGACAUCUGUCUGACCGCGACACCACGGAAAACAGUGAGAGUGUUGGGAAGAAUUCGUUGUCUGUCGGUGCAAGCAUGUCUUCGUUUCCUCCAAACAUUUCCCCUCAUUCCAAAUUUGAGUCGGACAGUCGCACCAGGCAAAGGUUAAUAGCGGAUCGACAGCGACUUCAACAGGAGAAUGAUCGACUUGCAGCAGAGUUACAACAAAUGGAAAUUCGAGCUGAAUCACGGGAUGCGGAAAUCAUUAAAAUUCAACGUCUACUGAAGGAAUACGAACGCGGUGAUGAAGGCCUUCAUCGCCUACGCGGGGAGUUGGCCGAUUCUAACCGAUCCAUAGAACUACUUCAAGAUGAAAACGCGCAACUACAUGAGAGGCUUAACGCAAUGGAGGAUUCUUUAACAUUUUCUAAUGCCCUUCAGGAAUUGUGCAUCCGCAUAGGUGUCACACAAGAAGAAAUUGACCGUCUUCGUCCAAAAAACACGCCACUAUUUAGUGAAGUGGAAACGCUACGAGAAGAGGUGGCCACAUUAAAGGAUGAAGUAGUGUGGCUGGAAAAGGAGCGCCGACAUUGGAUGGACAAGGUUCGUUUGAAGCCGUUGCUUGACACGAAGCUUCGACUCAAGUUGGGCCUUUCCACAGAACAACUGAGGCAGCUAGACCAGAUGGUGGAUCAGAUGAAGUCAGGAAGACUGAUCAUCGAAGAGGACGCAGAGGAUAACUACAAGGAGAAGUAUUUCCAAGAACUGCAGCUUCGGCGAAAAGAGAUGGAACGUUUUAACGCUUUUGUCCGUCAUCGAAUUGAGGAGGUUUUGCGAGAAGUGCUUGGAAUAACGGAUUUAAAAUCUGAAUCAGAAGCAAAGUCGGCGUUAAAUGCUCUGCGGGAGCGUUUUGACUUUAUCACCACCCUUCCACCAAUGGGCUCGACAGAAGAGCCACCAUUAGAUGCCGCGCAGUUGCGUAUGCAGCUUCAAAGCGCAGCACAACUUUUGGAGCAGUCAGAGCUCACUAUCAAGGAACAUGCGGCUUCUCAGGCGGUGCUGUGCGAACAACUGGCAGCUGUGACGGCAGAGCGGGACAUGCUGAUAGGCGAACGUGAUCAAUACCGUGCCGCUGUUUUUGAAUCACUAGGGACCACACCGUAUGCCGUAACAAAAGCUCAGCGGCACGAGUCAAAUGUGGGAAAAAUGGAGGGCCCUUCUUCUUUGGCAGCUCCCGUUUUUGGGGGUGCCAGCGAUGCCCCUUGUUUACCGUCAUUGCCUGCUGUGCAGAAGGAGAAUUUGGCUUCCCCGAGAUCUCCCUUUUUCGCUUCCCUUUUGCAAACCUUUGAGGAACAACUUCGGGUGAAGGAUGAGCUUAUUGCCUCUCUUAAAGGGACCGUUGAGGCGGCAAAAAAUGGGGCGGCGCAGCAUCGUGAGGCAAAAAUAAAAGCAACGGAGCAACUCUCAGAGGCGUGCGCGGCGCAGGAGGACCUCCGGAAUCAACUAUUGGCGAUCCAGCAAAUGAAUGAGGAGCUCCGCGGCAAAUUGGAUGAAAAAAACAAGAUUGUAGAAGAUCUGCAAGAAGCGAUGCAGCGUCUUGAAUCGGACAAUACACGCCAAAUUUUUCAAAAGAUUGUUGUGCUAAGACAACGUGAGGGAAAAUUAUUAGAGCGUUUGCGUCGUGCAAGAGAAACUCAAGAAGAGGCGUUGAGGUCAGAGCGAGCGAUGCGGGAAUACGUCGAUACCACCUUUAAGUCUCUUAAGGAGGCGUUAGAUAAUACGUCUACAGGAUUUGUUCUCCCGCGUUCUUCCGGUGUUAUUUGCGUAGAGAAAGAUGUUCUUGAGGAAGUCCAACAGCGGUUUGAAGGGGCGUUACGAGGAAAAUUCUUCAAGGAGGACUCUGCAUACCUUUUGCAGCUUCAUGAAAUCUAUCGUAACAUGGAACAAAUGGAAGAACUGAACAUCUUACGAGUCCGUGAAAAAGAUGGGGAAAAAAAAAUUGAAGAGAUGAAAAUUGAGAUGAAUGAAUUGCGAGCUGAAUUGGAGUGUCUCCGGAAAGCGCAUGAAGAAUCCCCCGACACGCACCGGAAUGAAGCUUCGGAGGCCGCAAGAUGGGAAACAGAGGCCACAACAUUACGUCAAAAGUGUACGCUUUACAUGAGACGUUGCGAGGACAAGGAACGAGAGGUGUCUACACUCGAAGCUGAACUUGGGGAGGCCCGGGAAGAGUUGGCGUUUUUGCAGGAACACAUACAUAAUCUCAGUUGUGGCAGUCGGAACGACAACACAACGGGUGUCACGCGGAAGCUGGGUGUUGUCCUUCAGGAGCAAAAAGAAGAAAUGUCACGACAACAACAAAAACAAGAUGAAGAAGAACUGCAAAUAAAGCAGCAGUGUGAAACGAAGCAAAUUUGUCACGGGACCACUGUGGAUAACAAGGUGCGGCAACUAGAACGCGAUGUGGCUCGUCUGAAGUCCAUCAAUUUGGGUCUUUUGCAUCACUCUCUCGAUUUACAAGGAGAAUUCAAGCGUCUGGAGAUUCAACUAGAGGCCACAAAGCAAGAACUCUCGCUCGUACGAGACGCGGGAGAUUCCAGGAAAAUAAGCGACUUUGUAUCUGCUGCUAUUCAGCAACAUGCAGCGUUACGUAGGCAAAGUGAGUUAUCGUUGCUUCGGGCAAAACGGACCCGAAUGCAACUUUAUGCCUCCGAGGCAAAUCUGCGUGUGGCGGUGAAUGAGGCUACCUCGUACAGGCUUAGUGCGUUUCGUCUCUACCGGACCUAUGUUGCACAGAUGGUGUCUGUUUUGGACUAUGUUCGUGGCCUGCAACGAGGAGUGAAGGGUAGUAUUUCUCCGCAUCGUGUUGCAAUGAUGCACAAACGUUUUGUUGACGCUAUUGCAGAUGUUGAGCGCGGCCAGGCCAGACAAAUUGAGAUGGCUUCAAAGCUCGCUGAGAGUGACGGAAUGGUAAACCUUUUGCAGCAGCAAUUAGAUCUUCUCAAAGCAAAGGACUUUGAGGAGCGCCAAGAUGCACUUCACGCCAAACUGUUGACUUCCCUUUCUGCUGUUCGCGAAAAAGACAUGCGGCUUGUGGAGCUACAGGAGGAUCAUCAGUACAUGCAACAAAAAUUGAAAAGGGCUGAGUCGCACAUACAAAAUUUGACCGAGGAAUUGGCUCGUUUAGAGUUGCGGGCCAGUGGUGGUGUCUCACUAAAUGAAGACAUACUUCAGAACCUCUUGCAAUUAAAGGAAACUGUCUUUGCAAAGGUGGAAUCGCCGGCACUCAUUAUGCAAUCCAGUGGAGGUGGCUUAUGUGACAUGGAUGACGGGGGUGCAGACACCGCAAUUCAGGAGUACAAACUGGCACUUGACAAACAGGCGGAAUUAAAACGGGAAUUAAACUUGCUUAGGAAGCGAUGGGAAAACGAAGUUUCCGAAAGCAAGAAGGCGCGUACCGAGACAGAGUCCCUAAAGGAGGAAAUGAAUCACCUCAGGGGACGUCUGCAGUACGCGCAACGACAAUUGGAGGAAGAACGACAAAAGGGAGAGGAGCGCGAGCGGCGAAUUAUACGAUCACAUGAAGCACAAGUAGAGGUAACACGUCGUGCAGCAGAACACAACAGCCAGUGUCUUCGGGACAUGUUACAGAAUAAAGAAGCAUGCAUCAAACAGCUUCAAGAACAGCUUCAAUCAGAGCGAAGAAAGUAUCUUGAGUAUCAGCUUGAAGAAUCUUCACGCAUGGAGCGAUUACAUGAUCACCUCUUCAAGGAGAAUAGCGCCAUGAUGGAGCGUUUCCGCGAGGCCAUUGACGGUGUGACGGAGAACUACACGUAUAACACAACGGCACAAGGGGCGACUGUGUGUGACGCAUCACCGGAUGGAGUGGCAGCACAACUUGCACUGCUUACGAAAGAGACAUUACGUCUAAAGGCGGAAUUAAAGGAUGCACGCAUGACAAACAUUAUGCUUGAGGCCCAACUGAACGAACAGGUGACAAAGUCACAGAAUCAGCUGCUGCAGCAGCAGCAAGGACCCAAUUACAGCCCUCAGCAGGCGCCACAGAAAGAAGCAACAGCUGAGGCUUCUGUGGUUGGCGUUAUUAAGGAUCAGAAUGCUAUAAUAGAGAGUUUGCGUCAACGCGAAUUUUCUCUUACCCGUGAAAUGCAACGAUACAGAAAUGAGAGGGAUUUGUUGGAGCAGCAGCUACAUGAGGUUCGCCAUACUAUUGUGGAGCAGGGUGGGGUCCUGAAGAGUGUCGCAACUUUGGAAAUGACAGGUUCGUCGGUGGAACAAGAAUUACGGGCGCAGUUGAUUUUUGUGGAGAGUCAACUUGUGGAGACGCGGGCGCAGUUGGAAGAAGAGCGGCAAAGUGCGCGCCGACUGCAGGCGGAUACCAGUGGAUGGCGAUCUCAUCUGGAUGCCUUACGCGAGGAAGUUGUAAGGCAACAAGCUGACGUUGAGCGAGCUCGGCACCUUGUCGCUAUGAAUGAAGCUCUUAACGUCGAUAUGCGGCGAAUGGAGGAGCAGAAUGAGAAGCUUAUCCUGGCAACCAAAAUGCUAAAGGAGAAACUGAUUGAGCAGGCACAACAACGUGGUGAUGAUUCACGCAAACGACAACAUGAAAUUGCGUUGGCGCAGCGGAUGGGUUCCAUUCAGUUGGAAUCCACCGAAAAGUUGAGGACCGUGAACGAACGGCUACACUCGAUCCAGCAGGAGCUCGAGGAGAAAGUCCGUCGAGAAGAGGAGGCUCUUAAGAAGCAUGAGGAGGCACAGCGAUUGGCGUAUGAUUUGCACCGACAGCUUCAGGAGCGAGAAGAAGAAAUUUUGCGUCUUAAGCGCGAGUUGAGCGGCACCCACCCCGCGUCCCUCCAUGCGGUGCGAGGCAAGCAUGAAAAGGGAAGGCAACUCCUGUAUACCGUGAAAGAGGAGAAACAGGACACGUAUGAGAGGGAAGAAAAAAUGCCAAGAAAUUUCUUGAAAGUUGAAAGUGCAGAGAAGCGAGAGGAAGAAAAGGUGCAAAAGCGUCCAGCACACCGUUCAACUUCUUCUUCCUCCGCUCCCAUUCGUGCAUUGCUUGCGGACGCGAACGCAAACGUUAUUGUCAAACCGCAGAUAGCAGCAAUGCUACAGCGAGAGAUUGAAAAGGCGCAGAGAAACAACAUGCAUGAAAUAUCAUCGUUGCGGGCGAAUGUACGCCGUCUUGAAAGCGAUCUGGAAGAGGCUCGUCAACAACUACGAGGAGAGCGCGAUAACAGUCGCUCUCUGCGUGUCAUGAUUCAAAAUGCCCGACGUGAACUUGAGGAAAAGGAGCUUGCUCUGGCACGAGCGUCUGCCAGUCGGCAGCAACGUGCCAAGGAGCAUCAGCAUGUUCAAGGCAAUUUUGUAACGGUUUCGAGCAAAACUCCUGUGACAGAUUCUACCGCGGCCGUUUCCCCCGUGCCAAAUACAGCCGUAUCAGGUGAACAAGAUCAGCUGCAGCGUCAACGGGAAGAAAAUGAACAACUUCGACGCCAAGUUGAACGACUCAAGAAGCGUGUGGUGACCUUUGACAAUGUCGUUAGUGAAGCGGAAUCCUACAAGAAGGAGUUGGCAGAUCUUCGGUCUCAGCAUCCGGAGUCUGUGGAUUCAGCUUAUAUGGCCUCCCCACUUGAUAUACGUUCCCACAAACGGAUUGUUCUCCAUUUAGAGAGUGUCAUUGACUCGCUUCGAAGAGAGCUAAGCGUCAAGAAGGAGAUGCAGAUGCGCAACUUGCAAAGACGUAUCGAUGAGUUGACAGUGGAGAACCAACGUCUGGCGGCGGAAUUGAGCAGUCGCUCUCAAUUCACGCCAAAUUUGCAGCCCCCUAUAGCCCCGUCUAGGGCCGAUAACGGAAGUGAGCGGGCAACUCUGCAGCGGGAAUUAUUGGAAAAGAACGGCAUUAUUCUUGAUCUCCGCUUUGAGCGUGAGGCGCUGCAACUUAAGGUUGGACGUCUGGAGCGACACAUUGAGGAAAUAAUUCAGGUAGACUCAACCAACACAAAACGCACGGGAACUUCACAGCAACGGAGUCGCGCCGAGGCGUUGGAGUCUUUGGUUGAAAAUCUGAAGCUUGUUGUUGAGCGUCUUCAGAAGGAGAACAAUACGCUGAAGUCGAAGACUGUAAGUAUGUCAAAGCACAUGGAUCUUGUGCGAGAGCUUCGUGAACUCCGGCGAAGUGAACAAAAACUCCGCGAGCAUUCGGAGAUGUUGACAAAGCGCCUCUUAGAAUCCGCACCUAGCGGAAGCGCCAUGUCAAAACAACAAGUGACACUCCAGCGGAGGCUGCAGACGGCCCAAGCGACCAUGGAGCAGUAUGAGGCGGAAAUGCUUGAGCUAAAACAAAAGCUUGAUGAUCGCCAGCACGCAGUGGAAGGGGAGGAGUUCAUGCCGUCUGGGCAAAGGCAUCAGGAACAGUUGCCAGAGUGGGAAAAUCGCCGCUUGGUGCAGCCAAUUGAGACAUGGUCUCAAGACCUGCCGCCGCCUCUGCCCAGCCCGCCGGUGACACUCACCGGGGAAGAUCCCUUUGGUUAUCUGACAUAA